UUACAUCGAGCGUUCGCGAUAGCUCAACCACCUCAUCCAUACGCUCUGUAAAGUCAUAGCUCAUUCCUGAACUCGAUCGAUACGGCUCUGUGGAUCUUUGAUAUAGGGUUGGAAGACGAUUUUGAGGAUCAUCACUUUUGAGUGACGUGCGGGAAUAUUGUUGUGGUGGGGGCGUGUUAUGCAGGAUUUAGGGUUCAGUGUGGUACCAGUUGCGGCAGCCAACUGGGCAGAGUGGCGGUUUGAGCUGCUCACUACUGCUCACUGCUGCUCACUGCUCACUUGCUCAGACUGGCUCAGACACUGCCGGCUUCACUGGCUCCACUGGCUCACCGCAGUCUCAGUCUUCGGGUCUCUCGGUGUCUUGUAUGGCCAUGCGUCGCUCACUGCGCUCUGCACCAUCUCAGGAACGCUCGAGACUCGUCAUCGCAUUCGGUGUGUCCUUACGUGGGAGUAUCGUGGCACGUAGCCCGCCGGCCCAAGAAGAAGAAGAGGAAGUCGCUCCGGAGUGCGGACCAGAAGCUGAGCGUGAACGAUCUGGGGUCAAAGGGUUCGCACUGCUGUUCGCAGUUCCGAAGGCGAAGUCGUGCGGUGCGCACUGGGAUCGAAGACUUUGGUUUUUCAUUUAUCGAGGAGCGGGUUGCGGUACGAGGGUCACUUUUGGGCUGGUUUAUAGAAAUUUUGAAUUUUAUUUUAUCCAAUUUUUGGAUACGGUUUUACGGGUUUUAUAUCGAACGGACAGACUCGUCGGGGCUUUGUGAUGGGAUUGUUGUGUGUGAUUGAUGUUGAUUUUUUUAGUGCUUUUUCGGAAACUCAAGAGGAGACGAAGAGGGAUUUUGUGUACUGCGUGGUUUUUUUUACGGGAUGUAGGGGGUAGUCUAUUUUUCAAGAUGUUUUUUCUAUUUGUGAUCUGACGCAGGUUAUUGUAUCUUUUGGGUUUUCGUUCGUUAUACGAAUAUUGCUGUGCUCGAGAUUUUUGAGUAUUUUUUUUUUUGGUUUUGAGUGUGGCUUACUAUAUUUUUUAAGCACUGACAAUAGUUUAUAAUGGUGACGUAGAAACUGUGCGAAUAUCAGAGACUCGGUAUUGCGAGAUAAUGUUUUUUUUUUAAAAAAAAAGUCAAUUUUCGAAAUAUCUAAUUUUUUAUGAACCAACGGUGCUUAUCCUACCGACGAAAUUAUCAAGCAUCAAAAUAUUGAAAAGUGCCUUUAAACAAUCUAGCCUAUCAAAACUAAAUCCACGUGUCUUAAAUCCAUCCCACGGUGAUACCCGACGCAAAGUAUAAUCCCACAACGCAAACUAAAGUUGCGAGAAAGAAUCACGCCGUCGUAGCCGAUCGCGAGUGCAACGUCGGUCUCUAAUAAAACGUUUAACCCAAGGAGCCGUUCGUUCGCGUAUGAAAUAAAAAGAUAUUAACACCCCGUCGUUCAGUCAGCCACAAAGAGUAAAAAAAAAAAAAUAAAAAAAUAUUUCACGACCAGCUAAGUGUGUUCUACCUAAAAAGAAAAACUUGUUCACACUACAGUGAAUCUUGGAUAGUGUCGUUAUCAACAGAAAAAAAAAAGAAGAGUUUCUUAACUUCUGUGCCUUAUCGUACUGUGAAACAAAAAAAUCCCGGAGACACCCUAUCAGCCGUAACUCAAUAUUGUACAGUGACUCGUGAAAAGUUAACCGAUCAGUGGUAUCCAAGCUGGAUCCCCGUAGAGCGUCAGGAAUUUCGCCCUUCGGGUAAGUACCAAGUACUACGAGGUAGAACCAACUGCCAACCUAACCUAACCAGCGAGUUAGAACCAGCCACUGUGUCCUGUAAAAGGAAUCAUAAGAAUGCACUAAGUACAUCUCGCAAGCUGUAUGGUCAGCGCGCAAAGCAUUGAUUGGCGCGGUAGCCAUGUCACGGGAUCGACAAGGUGUAGAUCGCCAAGACGACGUGGAUCCUGGAGAGUGGGAUCACAGCAGCAGCAGUGGAAACAGGUGGUUUCCGGCGUAGCGAAAAAUCCACGAGAUUCAUCACGCGGUCGUCGCCAUCAGUGUCACUGCUCUUAUUAUCACGACUGUUGUCCUGAUCUUGGUGCUCCUUGUGAUUGUAAUUCUAUUGUGAUCCUUAAGGCCGAUUCACGCGCCUCGUACCUACGGCCUCCCUGCUGGCCUGGCCAGCUACUAUGCGAAUUGAAGCUCUCAGCACCUUUGUCGCGGUGGUUUGGCUGACCGCACUCCUGUGCCCGUGGCUUGCUGCCGCCGGUAACGUCACAUCAUCCCUAUCACGUAGACCCAGGGAACAUCCUUUUAGAGGACACAUCUCUCACUGGACAGUGCCGCUAGAGGAUACGUCGAACAAGCGAAUGACAUACAGAGAGAUGCAGAUGGUUCUGCGCCAGGAAGGUGGGGAGGAUGGUGCACCGGUCGACUGCUGUCCCACUAUAGAGGAAAUGGUCGAACCUGUUGGCGGUAGGAAUCGCCAGGAUAUGUAUGUAGAGCUAUACCGGGAUGGCGAUAAUGCGCAACGUUUCUUCGAGUACUCCUGCAGAGCCGACGUCCUGGAAAAGCCAUGCCGUUUCGUCGACCGGAAGCUGAGCAAUCAGUCGAAAUGCGUGCAGAAAUUCUCUUACACGUACGCCAUCGUCAAGAAUCCUGCCUGGAAGGCCGGUAUCGAAGGACACGGCAGACAUCAUCACAGUGAGUAUCAUUUUCCGGCUUUCCCUGGUAAUGGGGUAGGUAGCUCCCCGUGGAUCCUGGAUUACGUCAAAGUGCGCAGCGGGUGCAGCUGCGAGGUCAUGCCUAAACCCAAGAAGAAGAAAGCGACGGCUACGAAAUCGAAAAAAGCCAGGAGCAAAUUGCGUCAGCCGCGCGAUCACGACUCCGAUUUAGAUAUUUGAACCGGAGUUUUAGACUCGCGAGCACCAUUGCUUCUUAUGGUGUAGUAAUUAAAUCCUGUGGACUCUAGCCAAUACUUAGUUUACUCGUAAUUGCAUCUAUUAUACUCUGUCCAUAAGUGGCCGUCGAUAGAUGUCGCCAUUUACGGACAAAUUCAUUGGAACGAUGAUUAGCCUGCCUUUGAGCAUAUCUGAGCUCAAAGGUACGCCAAUCGGAAUCAUUUUUAUUUUCAUCGUAUUUAUUGACGAAUCCUAAUUCAGGAGUUUGAAUAUUUUUGGGAAGCGUAGGAAAAUCACCGGAGAGCCGCCACUGCGUAUUCCUUUGAAUACUCUCUUUUUAUUGGUGAUUUCUUUUUCACUUCGGAAAUUCAAACGCGAUCAACUAUAAUUUGAGCGUUCGCUGCUCGCAUUUGGCUUGUCCCACUCGAAUUAGUUUUUGAGUGUAUUCUCGCUCUGUAUUACGCAUAUCUGUCAUUAUUAUUAGGGCGAUCAGUACAGGCGAGUUCUCAUCGGUAAGUUAGUCAUGGCAGAGCCGGCGAACGUUUUGGAUGAAGUCUCGAGAUCACAAUUACCCUACUUAAUUAAAAUACUAGCGAAGGUAGACGAUAAUAAUUUUUAUAUGCGGCCAGUUCUUACUAUUUUAUUUGUAUAUGAACAAAUUUGUACCUAUUUAAUGUUAAAUUGUACGUUAUACAUAUAAAAAGAGAUUUCAUACGUGUAACUAGUUUAGCAAUUAUGAUUUUAAAAGUAAUCUGAUUGUUCGAUGGAUCUGCGUGUUAUUUGGGGCCGUCGGUGCGCCCAAAUACAAAAACUUGUAGCUCUGCUAGGAAUUAUUUAAUUCAUUAUCGGUUAACUAUUCUAGAUACUAUAAUUACCUAUGCACUGACUAGAAAGAGUACAAGGUGUCGCGAAUAAAUUGUUGCAUCCAAUCCGAUUUGAUCUGAUUAUAUCGGAUUUCAUCUCGAUGGGGUAAUAAAUAAGUUUGAUGCACCCCGUAUAUCGUAAUGCUCUAUUUAUGAAUGUUUAAAAUUGUAUUUACAUGAUAUUAUCAAUUUAAUAUUUGAUAACUUACUUUCGCGCAAUCUACCAUAAAUGCAACUCCCGAUUUUAAGAGUUUUAAUAGAUGGCCUCUCUAUCCUUUUAUUAAUUUCCAUGUACUAUAUAAUAUUCUAUAGGCUUUCAGAGAUCACAAACUGUACUCUGUAAUGCCAUGUAAACAUUGUAAAUACAUAAACUAUUAAUACAA
Cephus cinctus (wheat stem sawfly) is the source of this 4111-nucleotide messenger RNA. RefSeq lists its product as uncharacterized. The record is from RefSeq and is a predicted model, not a curated record. NCBI's taxonomy places the organism in Eukaryota, Metazoa, Arthropoda, Insecta, Hymenoptera, Cephidae. The transcript has 6 exons. Bases 2155 to 2868 code for a protein of 237 amino acids.